Molecule: messenger RNA, 1013 nt
Organism: Fundulus heteroclitus (mummichog)
Lineage: Eukaryota; Metazoa; Chordata; Actinopteri; Cyprinodontiformes; Fundulidae
Exons: 5
Coding region: 54-1013 (319 amino acids)
Source: RefSeq, a predicted model, not a curated record
UCCAAGCAGAAACUAUAAAGGCUGGGAGUUUGGUUAAAGCAGCUGAACUGAAAAUGGACGAAUCCAUCCUCAAGGAUGUACGUGGAAAAGAUUGUGUCGCAAUUGAAGUGCGGUACCACAAACGGUGCUACAAAGAAUAUACAAGAUUUCUGGUGGCUACAACAAGUGAUGAAAGGAUGCCAAAAGCCUGGGAGUAUGCCACUGUGUACACAGAAUUUUGUGACAAAAUAAUUUGUGCACAGUUGAUUAAAAAACAGGAAAUCUUCAGGAUGAAAAAGCUCUCUUCCCUGUUCCAGAAAAUGAUACGAGAACACCAUGGUCAUGGAAGUUACAGAUCAGAUCUUCUGAAGAAAAGACUGAGGCAAGACUUUCCCCAACUAAAUUUCUACAAGCCUCCGAGGAAAAACCUGAGUGAAAUGGUUUUUACAGAAGCUACAGGACUUCUCAACAAGGGUUCAUCAACUGAAACUGAGUCAUCAGGAUCGCAAGAGACUUUGUCGAGUGGUGGAGAGACAGUUCAGGAAGGUCGUACAUAUGCAGCACAACGAGACCAUACCAGAACCAUUUAUAGUGCAGGUAUAAUUCUUAAACAAGCAGUUAAGAGUGCCCCUAAAAUGAGUGCCAAUUGGCCUCCUACAUCUGAGGAUCUAAAUAUUUCCUCAGCUAGAAAGAUUGUGCCAAUUGAACUGUAUAAUUUACUUGCUUGGUGCAUAGGUGUAAGUGAUGAGUUGACAUUAUCUAACAUGGUUAAUGUAUCGGAGGAGGUUGAUCUUCGUUUACUGUCAAUCUGCCAAGAUAUUAUUUAUUUAUCCUCAAAAGGUAGAAAUCAAACCCCAAAAUCUCUAACACUUGGUUUAACUCUGCGCCACUUGACAGGGUCAUUUCAGGUUGUAAAUAUGGUGAGUAAACUUGGUCACUGUGUCUCUUGGGAAUCUGUUGUCGGUUUUGAGACAAGUCUUGCUCAGCUUCAGUUGUCCAGAGAUUUGGAUCUCCCACAAGGGUUUGCCAGCUGA